Messenger RNA from Plodia interpunctella (Indianmeal moth), 1309 nucleotides. Its product is annotated as cytochrome b5-like. The coding region runs from base 304 to 774 and encodes 156 amino acids. The transcript is spliced from 3 exons. Gene Ontology annotation, molecular function: heme binding. The record is from RefSeq and is a predicted model, not a curated record. NCBI's taxonomy places the organism in Eukaryota, Metazoa, Arthropoda, Insecta, Lepidoptera, Pyralidae. Gene Ontology annotation, cellular component: intracellular membrane-bounded organelle; membrane.
AUUCACAACUCAUACUAAUAAAUGAGAACACGUUAGUUACUAAUUCGUGGCAAUGAUCUGCGCUCUCAUGCAUUACCUUCAAAUAGUGAAUACCGAAAACAACAAACAGUGGUGGCAUAGUGACAAUUUCUGUGACAGUCAUUCUCCUCGUUUCGAGCACCAGCAAAGAUAACCCAGGCCCUGAAAUCGAUUGCAUCGAUUAAGAGACUUACAAGCAAAUAUACCAUCGACCAUUUGAGUUCUGCACACUCUAAGAGAUCAACGCCUUGGAGUUGAAGAAAGUGAGAAGAUUUGAAAGAAACAAUGACGACCGUGCAAGCUCCGUGCGAUCUCGCCCUGCCGGCAGCCGUGCCCAGUCAGGAGGAGAACUUGGACAUACUGGCGCUGACCAUGGCAGCGCUGCGCUUCGUCAACCCUUGGACCGCUAACAACAAAACCAGUCAGUGGUCGGAGCCCAUAGAGCCGGGCUCGCCAGAAGCCAAAGACCGCACCAUAACCCUCGCGGAAGUCAGCUACCAUGACACGCCUCAAGACUGCUGGGUCGUGAUCUACGACCGCGUCUACGAUAUCACUACUUUCCUCGAAGAGCACCCUGGUGGAGCGGAUGUUAUGUUGGAGUACGCGGGCCAAGACGCCAGUACCGCGUUCAGGAGUUCAGGACAUUCGCGCAACACAUCCCGCACCUUGGACCGCUUCCUCGUGGGGGAGCUGCCCAUGCACGAGAGGAUGUACCGCCGCCCGGGAGGCAUGCGCCUCAGUGAUAUACCUGAUUAGUAGCCUACAACUACUAAAUAUUAGGGUUAUAUCAAACAUGGGAUAUUUCAAAGUUCUUAAUUUUUUUUUUUUGUAUUCAGUCCAAGGAAAUAUCACGCCAUUUAUAAUGUGUAACAAUUAAAAUUUUAGGUCUUAUCAAACAAGUAGCAACUAGAUUAUUAACCUUUCUGUGUAAUGUCAUAUGCUUUGAUAAUAGUUUCUGUACAAAUUCGUAUAAGUUUAAACAAUUAUAUCAAUUAGCAAUGUACACUAAAGCUUCUACAGGUGUAAAGUAUGUAGCUUGAGUAUUGUGUGUGAGUUUCGCCUGCAUUUAUUUUUACAUUGUUUUUAUUUAAUGUAUACAUUUAUCUUAUUCAGUAUUAAUUAGUUAUUCUUGUAGAUUAUUAGUUCAGUAUUAAUUUAAUUCACAAAACAAUUAAUAUUAUUUUUGUGAGUAAAAUUAAUAGGGUUUAGAUUGUUAAUACUUUCUCAUACUGUGAAGAGUUACAAAGUUCCUAUCGUUUCCAGUUUUAUAAUAAAUUAUGAUGAUAAUUUA